This is a messenger RNA of Suillus subalutaceus, 4213 nucleotides long. RefSeq lists its product as uncharacterized. Lineage: Eukaryota; Fungi; Basidiomycota; Agaricomycetes; Boletales; Suillaceae. Gene Ontology annotation, molecular function: GTP binding. The coding region runs from base 121 to 4008 and encodes 1295 amino acids. The record is from RefSeq and is a predicted model, not a curated record. The transcript has 11 exons.
ACCGACCUUCUCCAACUCUGUUCAUUACUACAACCGAGACACUUUCGCCAACGACCCCAACGAUCAGCUCGCUACCGAGCUCAACUUUCACGACAGCGACGCCAUCAGGUGGUAAACCAUAUGAUAGCGCUCACAAUGAGCGCACAAAUAAAUUCCACAGCGUCCCCACAAUCGCUUCUUUCCAACUCGUCUGAUCUUGUUCAAUCAUCCAUCCGUCGCAAUUCCGCCAUGGGCUGGAGCAACACGGCCACGACGCCUCUUCGAAUUGCAAAGCGUGAUAGCUCUAAACCAGCUUUUCCUCUUGUUGCCCGUCGAUCCUCAUCCAGUUACAGACAUCUCAGAAAUAACAAUCUUUCUUCAAUUCCAACGCCAUCCAGACCUUCUACCUCUGCACAUAACAACGUCCCUCUCCCUACACCCCCCUCGCGUAGGGUCAGUGGCGAGAAGCGUCCCCGCCCCGACUCCAUGCAUGACCAAGCUGAGAACGAGCGUCCAUUUACCCUCAAGCGGGAACGCCGUCAGUCAAAAGUCUACCAGGGACUCGUGGAGAAGGAACCUGUGACAAAGAGCCCCUUCAAACGUCCUCCUGGCACCCGGGAAGAAACUCCACCCCCAGUACCUCCCAAGUUCAUCCCUGUCCCACCAAUUCCGGAGCCUUCCGCUAGUAGGAGUGCAACUCCACCGAAGGCGAUUACCCCCACACGCCCAUCACUCGUUACCAAACGCCUCCAUGGUCCGCGAACUGCUGACCAGCCCUCUCUCGAACGUAGGCGCCAGAGACGAAAAACUGUAACAUGGGAUGAGCGUUGUGAUGUCCUUGAGUUUGACUGCGAGGAAGGGGAAAAUGAUCCCUUUUAUUCUGAUGAAGAUGACUAUGGCACCCCGGAUCCUGAUCAUCCCGAACAGGCAGCCGUAAUAUGUGGCUCACUUCCUUCUGAGCUCUUAGAGUUAGUAGACCCUCCUCUGACUCUCCCGUCACAUAUCAGUCCACCAGCCGUCCGCCCGGAUGACGAUGUCCUGGAAUUGGACUGUGAAGAAAGCCGGGAUGAUACCUUCUAUUCUGACGAAGAUGACUAUGGCAGCCCUGGUCACAGCGAGCAGGCAGCUAAAGUAUUCGAUUCAAUUCCCUCUGCGCUCUUGGAGCUCGUGGGCUCCCCUCAUAACCCUCCUUCACCCAUCGUUCCUCCAGCCGUCCGUCAGGAGUCACCUGCCCUACGUCAAGGCUCCCCGCUCUGCGAGUCCGCGAGUUCGCCUACCCUUUCCAUUGGUGGCAGCGCAGGACGCGCCCCAAGGACACACAUCAGCAGAGAGGAUAUCCAUACACGUCUCAUGCGGAAACGCAGCUCGGACAGUCCUAUGACAUCGGGUAGUAUGUCUCAGCAAGACGGGGAUGCACAACUCCCAAAACAAACCGAGUCCCAUGGCAACGACAUUGCUGAUGUAAAGGUUGAAGAAGAUGAAGAGCAGGAGGAACGCGUCGAGUCGAUGUCGGUGAUGAUGGAUAUUAGUGCCGAGCUUGCAACUCUUCAAGCUGCAGAGCGAGGGUCCCCGAGUCCCAACGUUAUGCGGCCGAGGGGCGCCACCCAACUUAUUUCUCAUCCGCCUGCGAACACUGUUUCAUCUCUUGACACGACGUGUGACAUUUCCAACAGCUUUGAUCUUGGUGACUCCAUGGACUCAGUGCAGCUUGGCGAGGUGCGCUCCGCCCUCGACAAGGUUAUGCAGAUGCGCCUCACGCCCAAUCGCAGUGCGGACAGUCCUUCAGUGCUGGGUGGUGCGGCUGAGCAAGCUGCUGACGCAAAGUCUCCCCAACAAAUCGCGUCCUUCAUCAUCAGUGAUGCAGAGACUGAAGAAGAUCAAGAGCAGGAGAAACGCGUCGAGUCGAUGUCGGUGAUGACGGAUAUUAGCGCCGAGCUUGCGACUAUUCAAACUGCAGAGAAAUGCACAAUUAACUCUGCGGCUGUUGCAGUAAGUCAGCAGGGGUCUCCGAAUCCUGCCGUAACAAGGAGCUCCCUCGACCUUCUUGCUCCACCAUCUACGAACAUUAGCCUGUCUGUUGAUGCGAGUUUCGAGCUUAACAGCAGCCUCGGUCUUGGUCCAGGUCUCAGAGAUUCUGUGAACUCUGUCCAGUUCAGCGAGAUGCGCUCGGCACUCGACAGACUCAUGGAUGAUGUCAAAGGCACGGCAAGUAGGAGCUCAAGCCCGAGAAGGCCCACGCACAUGCGCGUCGAGUCUGUCACUGAAGGCAUCAAAGCAGGACAAUUCGACAACAGCUUUGGUACGGGUGACGAAUCUAUGCGCACGGAGACGGACUUUGAUGCGUCGAUGUCCAUGGACAGCCAUGUGGUACGGCCGCGGGCGGCACCGUUGCAGCGCGCAGCGACAGACUCGAUAGUGUACACUGCCCCAGCGUUUAGCAGCCCCAUGCUAGCAGAGGAGCAAGCGUCGCAGGCGAAGCAUGCCAUACGUCAGAGAGAGGAGCUUAUACUCGAGAAGCGUCGGGCGGCGCGAAGACGAGAUAAUGAUGAAUCACUGGGAUAUUAUACCCCGCCCCGUGCAGCGCCAGCUGGCAGACCUUCACGCCGGCGGAGUCAGAGUACUGGUGACGCUGGCGCCCCGGCGAAAAACGAUAUGCUUCUUGACCUCGGUAUCUCCGACAGUGAAGGCGACCCUCUAGCUGACAGUAUCUCGAAAGAGUUGAAGAAACUUGAUCCUGAACAUAGGAAAGGGAAAUAUCGUGUUCGGGAGCAUGAGGCGAUUUUUGCGUCUGCCGAUACCGAGCAGGUCUCACAUAUGUCACUUGCUGGUGACGUGAAUGGUGGAAAGGCAUGGAAGGCCGUCCGACGACCAUCGGACAUGAAUGAAUAUUCCAAGCAAAUUAAGGAAUAUAGGUCAAUGGAAAAGCCUGGGAAGGCGCAUGGCAAGGUGUUUGUAAGAGUCGUUGGUGUUCGCGGCUUGAGGGUGCCCAUACCACAGCAAGCUACAGCUCUCACGUGUACUUUGAACAAUGGAAUACAUUUUGUCACUACUCCAGAAACCCGUCUAUCCAAAGAUUCGCGCAUCGACCAAGAGUUUGAGCUUAUCGAGCACAACAAGCUGGAGUUCACUCUCACCCUCAAAGUCCGCCGUGAUGCACAUAUCACCGCCCAAUCACAGGCUCUUGUGCCACCGCCUGCGCCUCGUGUGCAGGCCCCGAUACCCGUACCCAAGUCUAGGGGUGGCAUGCUUAGCUUCUUCUCAUCAUCACCUAAAAAGCAACCUCGCGCGACACCAACACCCCCUCCACCUGACCCUCCUUAUAGACUCCCAGAUAAUCUUGCACGGUAUCUCAAACAAGAUGGAACUCUUGCACGUGCAUUGAUUUCAUUCAAAGAUGUGGCUGCGAGAUGCGAUACUCGACUAUUCGAGACUACCUAUCCACUAAUCGGACAGCGCGUCGAAGCUUCAGGGGGUCCAACAACCAUGGAGUUGGGAGAGAUCGUAUUGCAGAUGUUUAGACUUCCACCUCUACCUGGUGUUCUGAGCAAUCAGCUUCCACAGAGUCUUGAAGACUGUCACCGGGGUUUAAGACAUGUCGCCUGGCAUAAACAUGGAGGUGAUUGCAUGACAUGGCGGCGGCGACGCCUUCGAGUGAUUGGCGCGAAUCUUGUUGCAUUUAACGAUGUCACUAAGAAGGCAACGGCCACCAUCAACCUCAAGAAAGCCAUCGCAGUUGAGGACAACCAAGAUACGCGUACAGGCGCUCUCAGUCGUGCUCGGUCAGCAGAUAAUUACGAUGGGAUGUUCGCAGUCGAACGUUCCUUCCGUCUCAUAUUUCCUGGAAACCAAGAAAUAUUCUUCUUCGCGGACACGGAUGAUGAGAAGGCAAAGUGGCUUGAUGUAUUCCGUGCGCUUGUCGGGCACAUCCCACCGAAUCCAUUAUGGGCAGAGUUAAUAUGGCAACGACAGCAAGAGAUGGCGAAACAGCCCCCUACGCAGAUGUCUUCUUCGAAGAUAAGUCCCCGAUAGUAAUUCCCUUUUAUUUUUGCAUCUUCCGUCUAGCUUAGUUUUCGUUCGUUCUCUUGUGUUUUUCUCUCUUUUUCUUGCAAUUUUGUUUUCUGUAUUAUGCUACAAUAACGUCGUAGUCAGUCGCAUUUGCAUGCAUAUGCUCUCUAUGUAACAGUAAUUUAUGCACAUAAAGUACAGACAUAUAGUCUUGCUUCUUGGACUUGAA